This is a messenger RNA of Fomitopsis serialis, 1566 nucleotides long. RefSeq names its product cytochrome P450. The annotation marks the transcript as partial. NCBI's taxonomy places the organism in Eukaryota, Fungi, Basidiomycota, Agaricomycetes, Polyporales, Fomitopsidaceae. Gene Ontology annotation, molecular function: oxidoreductase activity, acting on paired donors, with incorporation or reduction of molecular oxygen; monooxygenase activity; heme binding. The transcript is spliced from 15 exons. The record is from RefSeq and is a predicted model, not a curated record.
AGUCAACUCAAUAGCGUCGUCCGAAAUCAUCCAGCUGUACGGCCCCAAACGGCUUUUGUGGGUUCCCAGUUGUCUCCGGGCAUUGCGAUUGGUACGGUACAUCUUGACGCUUCGUGUGUGCAGCGUAAUCACCGCGCGGGCUUACAGGAACCGGUACCCCGAUAGCCGGGACUUCUAGCUCCCUCCCUAUGUCGUACAGUCUUCUCCUUCUAAGCGGCACAGUGAUCGCCACACUGUUAUGGAGAAUGUCCAUAUACGUGCGCUUGCUCAUCGCUAGUACACCGCUGUCCCUUCUCCCCGGUCCUCCAAGGGAGUCAUUCUGGAAUGGAAACCUAAGGCAAUACCUUGCUCGGCAUGCCGAAGACUUCCAGAGACAUGUCGCUGUCGAUUUCGGUCCAGUCGUCAAAAUGUCUGCAUAUCUUGGUCGUCCUCUUCUAUAUGUCUCCGAUCCGAGAGCCCUUCAUAACAUUCUGAUCAAGGAGGAGCAUAUCUUUCAAGAACAAGAGGUAUUCAUAUCCUCUAAUCUGAGGCUAUUCGGGCCGUCGCUACUGGCUACAUCCGGCCAGAACCACGGUAAACAACGCAAAUUAUUAAAUCCCGUCUUCUCAAUCAACCACAUGCGCCACAUAUUACCAUUGUUUUACACUGUAUCUCAUAGGCUCAGAGAGGCGAUCACUGCCCGAGUACAAGAAGGCCCGCGAGAACUCGACGUAUUGUACUGGAUGGGCCGUGCUUCGCUCGAACUCAUCGGCCAGGGAGGCCUCGGGCACUCCUUCGACCCACUCAUUGAAGACCGCGAAGACCCGUAUGGCCAAGCAGUCAAAGCGUUGAUACCAAACUUUGGCCGGGUGCUACACCUGCGGUGGCUCGCCGUCCUCGCGGACAAGUGGAAGGUGCCGAAGCGGCUACAGCGCGCUGUCGUACAGGUGUUUCCGACAGACUCUGCCGCCCGCAGACUUAUGGAUGUUGUCGACACGAUGGACGAACAAUCGCGGAUGAUAUACAACAUGAAGAAGCGCGCAUUUGACACGGGCGAUGCAAAGGUGGUGAAGCAAGUUGGAGAGGGUAAGGACAUCCUGAGCGUCCUGAUGCGCGCGAACGCGAAUGCGGACGUGAACGAGCGACUCCCAGAGGAGGAGACGCUAGCGGAGCACACAGACGUGCAGGAAAAACUGCGCCAAGAACUCUUGGACACCGGCGCGGCGCAUGGGAUGUCGUACGAACAAUUGAACCAGCUCCCGUAUCUUGAUGCCGUGUGUCGGGAGUCGCUUAGACUGCAUCCUGCAGGUGGAAACAGGUUCAGAGUGGCUGUCGCCGAUACCGUCCUUCCUCUGUCUCAGCCUGUCACCACUCUGAAGGGUGAGGUCAUGUCAGAAGUCCCCGUCCCGAAAGGUACCGAGAUCCUUGUCGGUGUGAUGGAGGAUGCUCUCGAAUGGAAACCCGAGCGCUGGUUGUCCCUGCCAUCUACUGUUACGGACGCUCGGGUUCCAGGAGUGUAUUCGAAUUUGCUAACUUUCAUCAGCGGAAAGAGGGCGUGCAUGCUUCAAAUUGCUGAAAUGGAGAUCA